Amborella trichopoda is the source of this 1890-nucleotide messenger RNA. Its product is annotated as SKP1-like protein 11. The record is from RefSeq and is a predicted model, not a curated record. NCBI's taxonomy places the organism in Eukaryota, Viridiplantae, Streptophyta, Magnoliopsida, Amborellales, Amborellaceae. Gene Ontology annotation, biological process: ubiquitin-dependent protein catabolic process.
ACAGGAAAAAUAAAAUAAAAAUAAAUAAAUCUUUCAAAAAAAAAAUAUAGGUAAAAAAGGAUACGAUUUUUUUUGCCUGAUUUGAAUCGUAUUAUGAAAAAAGCGCGUUUUAAACCUUUUUAUGAAAACGGCGGGGAUUUUUUUCCGACCUUUUUAAAAAAAUCUCCUUUUAAAACUGUUUCCAGCGACUUUUUGAAAACAUCGCCUAUUAAACGGCGAUUUGAAAAUACCGUACAGAUAGUUUUAUUUGCACUAUAAAUAUGUAUUAAUUUUUAUUAAUACAUGAUGGUAUUUUCAAAAGAAUGAUAUCAUGUAUUUAAAUAUAUAUUAAUUGUUAUUAUUAAUACAUAAUGAUAUUUUCAAAAGCAUGUUAGCAUGUGAAUAUUUUGUGAGGAGAAGAUGCAUCGUGUAAGAAGGAGAACAAAUAAACAGAAAUAUUUUGCUUUUCAUCAAUGAAUGCUAAUCCUUUUAUCUAUAUUUCUUAAAAGUAGAUAAGUUAAGUAGUUAUAUAUAUCUUCUUCUGUUUAGUUUCCUUUUAUCUAUAUUUCUUAAAAGUAGAUAAGUUAAGUAGUUAUAUAUAUCUUCUUCUGUUUAGUUUUUCUCUAUCUCCUUCCUAUAAUCAAGGAGCUGUACAUAUCUUUUUUUUGUUUUUUCCUAUUUCUAUCUCAAGACUCCUCCUUAUAAUAUAAUGUAUUUCUUAAAAGUAUUUCUUAAAAGUAGAUAAGUUAAGUAGUUAUAUAUAUUGUCUUCUUUUUUGUUUUUUCCUAUCUCCUUCCUAUAAUCAAGGAGUUAUAUCUAUAUAUUUUUUUGUUUUUUCCUAUUUCUAUCUCAAGACUCCUUCCUGUAAUAUAAUUUGACGUGGAGUACAAGACAGAUAGGGGUUAGCGCCGAAGAACCUAUAUAAGUUUCCAAGGAUCUCUGGUUUUAAACAGAGAAGCAGGUUCAGAGAUUAGAGAGAGAAGUUGGAUCAGAGUUUCUCUUUCACAGAAAAGAGAGAGAGUUUCUUUGAUUAGAGUGAUUAUUAAGUAGAGAGAGAAGUAUUGAUUAGAGAGAUUAUUAAGUAGAGAUAGUACUCUUAAGUUUCAAGAAGAUGACCAAAGAUACGACGAUGACGGAAGCGAAGAAGAUGAUCCUCUUGAAAAGUAGUGAGGGCCAGAUAUUUGAAUUGGCAGAAGCGUCUGCCAUACAAUGUGAAACUAUCAAGAACAUGAUAGAGGGUGGGUGCAUCCCUGGUGAGAAGGGUAUCCCACUCCCUAAUGUUUCGAGCAAGACUCUUUUGAAGGUUAUCGAGUACCUCAAUCACCAUGUGCAUGACGACAAGGAAAAGGGGAAGGAUGGAGAGGAAGAAGAGAAGAAGGUUCAGUUUGAGCUCACAAAGUGGGAUGAGCAGUUUUUAAUGAUUGAUAUGCAAAUCCUCUUCGAUAUCAUUCUGGCGGCAAAUUACCUGAACAUAAAGGAUUUGCUUGACAAGACUUCCUUCACUAUCGCGGAUCGCAUGAAGGAUUGGACUGUUGAAGAGGUCCGAAAGACUUUUGGAAUUGAAAAUGAUUUUUCACCUGAAGAAGAGGCUCAAGUGAGAAGGGAGAACCAGUGGGCUUUUGAAUGAGCCCCCUCUCUUCUUUCUUUUGUUUUAGGACACCAAAAUUUUUUGUUUUAGAACCAUUAGUUAAUACAACUAAUUGAUGGAUUUUGGUAAUUAGUUUCACCAUCAUUAUUAAUUAAUUGAUGGAUUUUGGUAAUUGGUAUCACCACCAUGAGUCCAUGAGUCUUGAUUUUUUGGUGAUUUGGGUGUGCAAGCAUGGUUGGAUUAGUGUCAGGGCUUGAGUUGCAUAUUUGUAAAGGUGUUUGCCUCGCUUAUUAUUUAGAAAUUAUUUAGAAAGAUCUCAUUUA